Molecule: messenger RNA, 990 nt
Organism: Ascochyta rabiei
Lineage: Eukaryota; Fungi; Ascomycota; Dothideomycetes; Pleosporales; Didymellaceae
Exons: 2
Coding region: 1-990 (329 amino acids)
Biological process (GO): inositol phosphoceramide metabolic process
Cellular component (GO): Golgi membrane; inositol phosphoceramide synthase complex
Molecular function (GO): inositol phosphoceramide synthase regulator activity
Source: RefSeq, a predicted model, not a curated record
AUGAUGGCGCCUUCCCACAUGCUCGACAUUCCGCGCCCACGGACGUUCCUGCAGAAGAUGUCGCUGCGCACGGGCGCCGAGAUCAUCACGUACCUGCAGGUCAUCAACAAGGUCUCCGGCCUCUACGGCCUCCUGGCCAUCCUCACCGGCGCCUCCAUCGACGGCUUCCAGCUCUCCAUGUACACCUACUCCACCCUCGCCCUCGUCGCCACCGUCUUCCUCUACAAGCACAUCCGGCUACAGAGCCCCUUUGAGACGCUGCUGCUCGCCCACCUCUACGCCCUCGACUCGGUCGUCAACGCGCUGUACACGGCCCUGUUCGGCAUCGCCUGGUUCUACACCCUCGCCGCCCACCCCGACGAGCAGUCCUCCCUUCCCGGCCAACACGGCAUCUCCGACAACGCUGGCUUCACGAGCCCCAAGCACAACGUCUCCGAGGUCAACGUCGUCGCCUCGCCCGCCGGAGGGGUCGCAGCCGGCCACAACGCCGUCGCCGGCGGUGUCCCUCACAACGGCGCCCCUGGCGUGGGUGCUGGUCUUGGCAACGCAGUCUUCCAGAGCGGCAGCAUCAUGAGCAUCUCCCUCAUCUCCGCCUUCUGGGCCCUGCGUGUCUACUUCGUCUUCGUCAUGCUGGCUUUCGCACGCCAGUGCCUGCGCCAACACCUCGCCGCCCACGCCGCCUCUGCCGGAUGGUACAGCUCCAACAGCAUGCAGACCACCGCGACUGACCUCGCCGAGAACCCCUUCCUCGAGGGCAGGGCGCAGGGCGCUGGCUGGAAGGGCAAGCUCGGCCGCGCCAUGCUCAGCGGCGCGCCCAAGUACUGGCUCGGCGCAGACGCCGAGGGCGAGUGGCAGCACGCCGUUGGCGGCAAGUUCAGGAAGAACACGCAGCUCGAGCAGCCCGUCGGCUUCAGCGAGCGCGAAAGGAGGCGCAGGAGCGGCACCGGACCGCCCGUGCCGCAACUUGCCAACCUGCAAAUCGUGCGAUAG